Molecule: messenger RNA, 1503 nt
Organism: Lactuca saligna
Lineage: Eukaryota; Viridiplantae; Streptophyta; Magnoliopsida; Asterales; Asteraceae
Source: the annotation of a GenBank genome assembly
UCUUCCUUCUUUACAACAAAUCACAAAUUUCUUUUUUCAUUGACUUCCAAUUUCCCUACCAUUUCAUUUUCCAAAAAUUGAAGAGCUCUAGAAUUUCACAGGGGAAGAGGGGUAUGUUGGUUUCUUUCCGAUUUCACAUUUGCAUCACGCUUCCCUGGCCAACCUCACAUCACGUAAGCAUCGAUGUAUUGGGUGAUUUUGUCUCACUGCCCAUCACUGGAAUUCUAGACCUCUAGUGAGGUCGACGACUUCGUGAACUCUCAAGCAAAUCAAUUUCUGAGUUUUGAGCGACUAGAAAAGAAAUUCCUCAAAUCGACUAUGAAAUCAUGUGAUUAUGAAGAAGCACAUGACUGUAAGGCUACCAAUACCCAAUCCUUGCUUUUCCGUUUCGGAUGUUGGGAGGAAUGGAUUGGGUAACUGAGUUGGAUUUCUUCCACACAACAAGACUGCCAUGAACGAUCGACCCUUACAACAAAUUGUCGUCAUAUGUGUCAUAAGCUAGAUUUCAAGAUUCCGUUGAAGCCCUCGCUGAUAAGAUUUUCCACCUUAAGGGUCGAUUCACCGAAGAUGAUGCUUUAUGAUGUUGAAGAAGAUGAACAACUUGAGAAUCAAUUUUUUUGCCCAAGAUGUUACUACAUUGUAGAAAUUGCACAGACUACUACAAAAAUCACAGUUAGUAAUGAAGAUGGUAUUAGAGAUGUUAGAAAGAAAGAUCUUUAUAGGGCUUUUACAGUCCUUAAGGAUUGCUUCAAUCAAUUUAGAAGAGUUGACAACAUGUGGAGAUCAAAUACGGCCUACAAAGACGCUGCAUCGACAUAUAUGGUGAAACUUUUAUCAGCCAAAUAUGUUCAGAAUGGUUUAUCGGUUCUGGUUUUAGUGUGCUUUGAUAUCUCUCAUCGUCUUCUUAUUUUCCUGUGGUUAUGCGGUCCUUCCACUGUUUCCGUGCAGAUAUAUUACCAAUUUAACAAGACACAGUUGGAGCGAGAUCCACAGGGGAAAAGGGCAAUUAUGUCUUUUACUGGAAUUCAACAAAAAUGUAAGGCCUUUGGGAAGCCUGUUUACCCAGUGGAGCUUUUGCCUCCUAAUAUUAUUGAUUAUCACAAAUCUUACUUCAAGUGUAGCCACUGCAAAGGUACCCUUAAGGAAAAAACAAAGAAAUAUGCUAUAAUCAUGAAAAUGGUUGUUGAAAUACAUCUAAACUUAAAUUUUGUAAUUAAAAUGAAAUAUGGUCCGGAUGACAGAAAUGAUGUUGAUGAAGGUUCCUUUACUCCUAGCAUCCAGGACCCACAUUGCACCCUCCUCCCCUCCCUUGCCUCCUGUUUAGUCGUCGGAAAAUGUGCCUCCUAUUUAGUCGCCGGAAAAUGCAACUCCACCAGAAAACGUUUCACUUCAUUGGAAAACACUAAAUUCCACCACUUUCCACCUUUACCCCAACCCAACCCACCAUUCAUGUUCCUACUAGUUCCCUUUCCAUUGUUACCAUCUCCAGCUACCAUCGUCUAA